Molecule: messenger RNA, 1516 nt
Organism: Papilio polytes (common Mormon)
Lineage: Eukaryota; Metazoa; Arthropoda; Insecta; Lepidoptera; Papilionidae
Product: probable methyltransferase-like protein 15
Exons: 3
Biological process (GO): rRNA base methylation; mitochondrial respiratory chain complex III assembly
Molecular function (GO): rRNA (cytosine-N4-)-methyltransferase activity
Source: RefSeq, a predicted model, not a curated record
UGUCAUAUGUCAUUUAAAUGUCAUUCGUUGAUUUAGGUUAUUUUUCAAAAUCCAUAAUUUGUCUGUGAAAUUGUAAUAAAUUACUCUGAUAAAAUAGCUUCGCAUAAUGUAUAAGCUAUGACUACGCAAUACAAAAAAUUUACAAAACUCAUAGCUAAGUGGCCCCUUGAUAGUACAAAGGGUGACAGGGAUCUAGGAAAAUUCAUCCGUGACAAAGUAAAGGCAGCAUUCGAUAUUACACAAACACAAAAUUUAGACACCGAUUUGUGUAACCGACAAUACAACUCUCUGAAUCGUUUAGCCGACAAUUACUAUAAAAACAAAUAUAAAAGACUCAAAACUAGUACAGCAACUGGUCUUAGCACAGAGGAGUGUAAUUUGAUGCUUUCCAAUGAAGUUUUAUCUUACUUGAAAGAAGAAAAUAAAGGUUUCUUUAAAAAGAUAUUUAACAAAGAUUAAAAAUCGGCACAAUACAAGGAUCAUGUGCCUGUAAUGCUAAAUGAAGUCAAUAAAUAUUUACAACCAAAUGACAAUGAAUUGUACAUAGACAUGACGUUUGGUGCAGGUGGCCACUCUAGACAGUUGCUUACAUCUGCAGAUUGUAGGAUAAUAACACUUGACAGAGACCCUGUAGCACAUGAAAAGGCCAAAGAACUGGCAAAUGAGUUCCCAAAUAGAGUGGUACCAUUACUUGGAAGGUUUAGUGAGUUGCCAGCUCUCUUAAAAGAGAAAAAUAUAAAACAAUCAUCCAUAGAUGGUAUACUAUUUGAUUUCGGGUGUUCAUCAAUGCAACUAGAUAAUGGUGAAAGAGGAUUUUCAAUAAGCAAAAAUGGUUAUUUAGAUAUGAGAAUGGAUGCAGGUCGAGAUCCAAAUCAAAUAACUGCCAGAGAAGUGUUAGCUACCGCUAACGAACAGGAGUUGUAUAAAAUUUUUAAAGUCUAUGGUGAAGAAAAAAAGGCCGCGAAAAUUGCACAGACUAUAAUACAAGCUAGGUAUAUGAUUAAAAACAUUGAAACGACCAGUGAAUUGGUUGAUAUUGUUGAUUCUUGUUGUCCUAAUGAAUUUAGACUUGAUAAAUUACAAAGACCUCAAUCAAAUGCUACCAAAGUGUUCCAAGCAUUAAGGAUAUUUGUUAAUAAUGAAUUAAAUGAAAUAAAUUAUGGUAUGGUAUUGUCGAAAUAUUAUUUAAAACUUAAUGGUAGGUUGGUAACAAUUUGUUUUCAUUCAUUAGAAGAUACAAUAGUAAAAAGGCAUAUAGCUGGCAACACUAUCAAUGAUGUUGCUAAUCCUGUACCUUUAAGAUAUUUGAGUCCGACUUUAGUACAAGAUCAAGAAACUAUCAAUCAGUUUUUAGACACUCCGUGGAAAGCGAUUAACAAGCAUGUGGAGGUUCCAUCUGAUGAUGAAGUAGAAAGGAACCCUAGAAGUAGGAGUGCACGGCUACGAGCUGCAAUCAAAAUUAAAUAGUUUGAAUAAACUAGUUUAGUUUAGACUAGAAAUAAAAAAAUUUAACACA